Messenger RNA from Rotaria sp. Silwood1, 1751 nucleotides. Lineage: Eukaryota; Metazoa; Rotifera; Eurotatoria; Philodinida; Philodinidae. The record is from the annotation of a GenBank genome assembly.
ACUUUUAUAAUUAUAACAAUGAAAUGAGAAACAACACCAUCGGGAAGAUGUGUUAUUGAAAAACAAAUACAAUAAUCAUAAAAUCAAAAUGAAAAUAACAAAACUGAAACAAUGAGCAAAAUAUAUGGAGAUAAACAUCAUACAACAGUAAGACAAUAUGGUAAAAUAAUUUGAGAAUAUGGAAAUGCAACAACAGAUGAAUCAGAUCGAAUUGAUUCAUCAUCGAAUGAUACUAAUGAUCAACCAAUUAUUGGCAAGAAGAGACGAAAGAAAAUAUUAUUCAAGUUUGUUUUUUUUUUUAUUUUGAAAGUAAAAACAUCUAGUUGUCUCGCUGCUUUGUUACUUAAUAUAUUUUAUUUUUUUCACUUUGUCAAAACUGAGUGUCUUUUCCAAUUGAAAAUAAACUUGUCCACAACAACGACAGAAAAAAAAAGAUGUCAAUUCAGAUCAGACGAGCAUUCGAUAGCUUAUAAACAACUAGACAAAAACUAUUUUUUCUCUAAACUUCAUUUACGAUUCACUCACACAUAAGAAUAUCGAUUUAAUCUUGAGAGUGUAGGUGUGGAUGUGUAUCUUUUCUUCUGUCACAAGUAUACUCACACCCCACACUUACCCAAGUAUCAAUUACUACUUUACAUGAAAAUAUCGAUGAAAAAUAACUUGUAAAGAAUUUUCUAUUUUGUUUAGAUAGCAUAUCAUAUGUAAAGAAAUGAAUUUUCAAUAUAUCCUACUUAACCAUUACAUGAUCUUAGUUUAUUGGUUUUUUUUCGGCGUAAUUUAUUAAUGAUCAUCAAUUAAAACAUUUAUAUAUGAUCAUUUGAUUUGUUAUGUAUAAAAUACAAAAAAUAUUGUGUAAGUCAAAUGAUCGUUUUUAUGAAUUUUCAAUCGAUGGAGUAUGAGUUGGAAAAUUAAAUAGUUAGAUAGAAUUUGUCAAGUCACUUCUGAAAAUAUUGUUUGUUUUUGAUAGACUCGAACAAUGUUAUUAUGGGAAAACUAGAUUUGCAAGAAAGUAUAACAUCUUUUUCUGUGAUAUUUUUGUAUUUUAUUCCUAUUUAGAUAAAAUACUUUUAUUUCAUACAUUUAAAAAUCAAAUUUUAUCACUUCUUAUCCAUAUGAGUCGAAAUGAUAAUCGAAGUAUAACAGAAAAUAUAAACAUAACUAAUAUGUUUACCAAUUUGCAGUAUUUAAAUUUUGUUUCAUCGUCACUUUGGCAUCAAUUAUUAUUCUUUCAUUAUUCACCUUCAGCUAUUUUCUCAUCAAAUCUAUUAGAAUUGCACGUUAGUUCGGAUAAUUUCAUUGAGUGUCUUUUUUUUUACUUGAUAGUAUAUUAUUUAAUACCUAAUUAAACAAGUCAAUAAUAUUAUUAUUUUUAGGAAAAACUUCCUAAGCUAAGACGCUUCGUACAAUUCUUUGAUCAGGUUCUAUAUAGAUAUGAUGAAUUAAUUGUACCAUUUCUACAUCGAAUGUUAAAUUUAGAAGAAGAACUCAGUUUGAAGAAUAUUAUUGAUCAUAUAGCACAAUUAAAUAAAUUUAUAUAUAAUAUUCAUUCAAUCAUUGAUCUUGAUAAUCAAAUUAUUACUUGUGUUGAUUAUUUUUCAGAAGCAGCAGGAGGUCGAUGUGAUAUUUAUUCAUAUUCAUAUACAUUGAAAAAGUACAAUAAGAUAACAAAUAAUUUUUCAGGCGGAUUAUUUGAAUGUUUUCGUGAAAUAUCGUUAUUUGAUGAACAAUUUUUUGGACAUGAAUUUUUUUAA